AUGGGGGAGAGCUCGGGGGGCUCUACAGAAGGCGGCAGCGGGUCGACGUGCUAUCGUUCCACAUUGGUGAGGAGGAGGAGCUUCGUGUCGCUUGGAUGGGGGGCAGUGACCUUCUCUUGCGGGUCGCCGGGCGGCGAGAGCCGCGGCCACUUCCUCGACGAGUGCUGCCUCUGCCGGAGGCCGCUCGGGCGGUUCCGCGACAUCUUCAUGUACAGAGGGGACACGCCGUUCUGCAGCGAGGAGUGCCGCCAGGAGCAGAUCGCGCUCGACGAGGCCGGGGAGGAGAAGAAGGGGAUCCGCUGGAGUCGGAGGGAGAGCCGCGGAGUCCAGACCGUCCUCUCCCACGCUGCAGAGACCACUGUCGCGUAA
Molecule: messenger RNA, 369 nt
Organism: Spirodela intermedia
Lineage: Eukaryota; Viridiplantae; Streptophyta; Magnoliopsida; Alismatales; Araceae
Source: the annotation of a GenBank genome assembly